UGUUGUGGUGGGUCCUGAGCUGAGACACGUGAGGCCGGUGCGGUGUGUGACGUGAGCCAGGAACAUGGAGAUAUAUGACAGUAUAUGUUCUCGACAGGAUAAAAACUAUAUCAAGAGGAACAGUGAAUUGAUAAGUGAAGCUGUUCAGAACACAGGGCUGUUUCAGAAUGAGCUUCCACACAUGUUGGAUUUCCAUGUGAAGAAAGUCAAUACUUUGCUGAAUAAUGGAAAAACCAGGGAAAAUGGGCUGAAACUCUUACUGUCGUUGGUACAACAGUGUCCACAGAAGAUAUUGGCAGUACAGGGGGAUAGAUGGUUCGUCUUCUGUACUCAGACUAUAAAAUCUGUGUGGGGGACAAGAGCUAAAAAGGAUGCCUGUCAGAUCAUCUCCAGCAUUCUCAGGGACUUGCCCAGUGUCCCCGAGCUACAGAGGAUCAUCUUGUCUAAAUCUGUAGGCCCUCUUCUGGUCUCCCUGGCAACUGCCGACUCCUUAUGGGAUUGUGCAGCAUUAGAAUGUUUAUAUGAAUACAUGAAGCUCGCUCCUGGCCAGUGCCUAGCACACAAGACAGUACUUGAGGAACACAUUCUUGGGUACUUGGAUGGUUCUUUGACAAGAGUAGGCCAAAGAGAUGCCAUAUCAGAGGCAGGUCGAGUGUUUGCUGCCUUACCACUCCCAGGAAUGGGAGGUAGUGGAUUUCAAGGCCGGGCUGAGGCUAGGGGGAGACAACUUACCCAGCUGGUGGCUGUGUGUCAUGACCUCAUGGACUACCUCUUUGAUGGAAUAUUGGAAAAAGAAUCAUAUGACCACACAAGAAAAUACAACCUACGUCUGACACCUCUUUUAACCCUGGGAGAAGGCAACACAGACACCCUACGAACACAUCUGGCUGCUGUGACACGACUUGUCAACUCCAUGAAGUUUAUUGGUGAACUGAUCACUGCAGAUGUGAACGAAGCUGUGACCGUUGUUCCUCGUGAACUAUUAAGUGUAGUGUUCAGAUGCUUACAGGUUGAUCAAUUAGUUUUGACCAAGUAUCGUAGUCGAGAGCACAAGUUGUUAGCAUUUUUUAUGCCGUCUUUACACCAGCACAGCCUACUGUUGAUAAGAGAUAUAUUGUUCAGCAUUGGUGAAAGUGUUGACAUGUACUUUGGAGUAAUCGCUGAACUUCUGCUCUGUACAAUCAAGGGAUCUAUGUUACACUAUCAACCUGAAUGGUGUACAAGUGGCCAGCAGACAAGGAUCAUUGCUUAUUCUGUUAUGUCCAAUGUUAUACAAGUGUCUGGUGGGAGGCACACACCAUCCUGCCAGUUGGUGAAACUAAUACUUGAAGAUGUGGUUCCCAAGGGCCACCAAGUUAGAUUACAGAUGAUAGAUAAGGGACUAUCUUCUCUUUCUCUCCAUAAAAAGAAGAGCAAAAAAAAAGGCUAUGCUGUUACUGUUGCAGACUCCCUUGGCCAAAUUAGGCCCCUGCCUCGCUUGGAAUAUUUUUCCCGGACAACUAGAGUUGCUCUGAGUCUGAUUGAGACAUUGUUUACUUAUGCUUCCCAUUCUAUGAUGCAAAAGACAAAACAAUCUCUUCUCUCAAGUGUAUUAGCUGUGGCAGCAACAGUGACAGGGGUCACUCAGCCUCCAGUCACAUAUGUAGAUGGGAGAACUAGAGCUCAAUUGUUUAAAACAGUAGCCAGUAUGGCAAUUCAUCCACAUCCAGGAUGUGAGCCACCAUACACCAUCAUCCUACACUAUCUUCAUGCUGGACUACAUGACUCAGACAUGCUGGUAGUGUCAGCUUGCCAGAUGGCACUAGGGAGUGUGAGUUUCAUCAUGGCCAACCCACAAGUCUGCUCUUUGAUGUACAAUCAACACCACCAGCUGAACCUCACCAAUGGUGAAGAGGAAGGGGAUGAAAUGAUAAAGGCAACACAUGAAGAAGUCAGUCAGUCUUUAUCUGGAAGUGAGGAAGAAGAGGAUAUGGAAGGAACUUUGAGGUUGGAGGAAGAAGAGGAGGAGGAUGCUGAGGCAGUGGAUGACUUGGUUGAAGAAGCAGAACAGAAGAUGGAGACAGAAGAAAAUGGGGAGGAGGAGGAGGUUGAAGAAGAUGAGAAGGAGAAGGAAGAAGUGAAAAGGGUUGAGGAUGAGAAACAAAAAGAGUUAUCAGAAAGUUCAGAAAAGGUAGAGGAACAAGAUGAUAUGAAAGGAAAAACAAACCUAGGAGAGGAGGAAUGUGAUGCAGGUGUUUCAACUAGAUAUGCCAGCCAAGAAAGUUUAGUUCUGUCAGGCAAGAGAACUGCUGAUGAAAAUCCAAUCUCCCAUAAGAAAUCUAAGAAGACAGAGAGUGAGGCAUCUGUUGUUGGUCCCACCUUGGAUGAAAUGUUAGCAUCAUUUGUGGAUUGUGACCCAGAUAAUUAGCUGUGCCAAAGAUAUAAGAAAAGACACAGUAUACCAUAAAAAGUUUUGAAGCAGUUACUCAUCAUAAUAAAAAUAAUCAGUACAAAAUA
This is a messenger RNA of Homarus americanus (American lobster), 2496 nucleotides long. RefSeq lists its product as uncharacterized. Gene Ontology annotation, cellular component: nucleus. Lineage: Eukaryota; Metazoa; Arthropoda; Malacostraca; Decapoda; Nephropidae. The record is from RefSeq and is a predicted model, not a curated record. The transcript has 15 exons. The coding region runs from base 65 to 2407 and encodes 780 amino acids. Gene Ontology annotation, biological process: rRNA processing.